GUUUUUCUUACGAUGGAAAGGCUGGUUGUCUCCGUCCUGGUUAUCAGCACAGCCGUGAAGGCCAUGAUGUGUCCCAAAAGAUGCAUGUGCCAAAACCUCUCGCCGUCCUUCACCAUCCUCUGCACCAAGACGGGGCUUCUCUUCGUGCCCCCCAGCAUCGACCGGAGGACGGCGGAGCUGAGGCUGAUGGACAACUUCAUCACCACGCUUCGGCGGAAAGACUUCGCCAACAUGACCAACCUGAUCCACUUGACGCUCUCGAGGAACACCAUCAGUCAGAUCAUGCCUUACGCGUUUUUCGAUCUCAAAGGCCUCCACGCCUUGCACUUGGACAGCAACAGACUGACGUACAUCAACGAAGACCACUUCAAAGGUUUGGUCAACCUGCGGCAUUUAAUCCUCAGCAACAACCAGCUGAGCUACAUCUCUCCCGGCUCGCUGGACGACUUCAUCGAAACCAUCGAAGACCUCGACCUUUCCUACAACAACCUCGUCAACGUGCCCUGGGAGACCAUCGCCAAGCUCUCGAACGUCAACACGGUCAGUUUGGAUCAUAACCUCAUCGAGUUUGUGCCCGAGGGGAUCUUCUCCAACCUCCACAAACUCGCCCGGCUCGACAUGACCUCCAACAAGCUGAAAAAGAUCCCUCCCGACCCUUUGUUUUCCAGAAUCCCCGUGUACGCCAAGUCCAAAGGGUCGCCGCUGUCGUCGCUGGUGCUCAGCUUCGGCGGGAACCCUUUGCACUGCAACUGCGAGCUCGUCUGGUUGAGGCGUCUCACCAGGGAGGACGACCUGGAAACCUGCGCCUCGCCGCCGGAGCUGAUGGGCAAAUACUUCUGGACCGAAGGCCAAAGCGUCUCCCUGAAGUGCAAAGCGGUCGGCGAUCCCGAUCCCUACGUCCGCUGGAUCGCGCCCGACGGCAAGCUGGUCUCCAACACGUCCAGGACGGUUUCGUACGAGAACGGCACGCUGGAUAUUUUGGUGACGUCUUUGGCCGACAAGGGCAAGUUCACCUGCAUCGCGUCCAACGCCGCGGGCGAGUCGACGUCUCCCGUCGAGCUCCUCGUCACCCCGUACCCCAACCUGGCCAACAGCACCAACUGCGACAAAGACGGGGAGCCCGGCCCUUCCGAUAUUCUCAUCUCGGCCAAGUCGAGCUUCCCGAACGAGACGAAGGCUCAGCAGGAGAAGGCCGUGGUGGUGGCCGAGCUGACGUCGUCCUCCGCUCUCAUCCAGUGGCCUUCGCAGCAGCACCUCCCCGGCAUCCGAAUGUACCAGAUUCAGUACAACAGCUCCGCCGACGACAUCCUGGUGCACAGGAUGAUCCCAGCUGGUAGUAAAUCCUUCUUCUUGACUGAUCUGGUUGCAGGACGCGAGUACGACCUCUGCGUUCUCGCC
Molecule: messenger RNA, 1398 nt
Organism: Apaloderma vittatum (bar-tailed trogon)
Lineage: Eukaryota; Metazoa; Chordata; Aves; Trogoniformes; Trogonidae
Product: leucine-rich repeat and fibronectin type III domain-containing protein 1-like protein
Exons: 3
Molecular function (GO): protein binding
Source: RefSeq, a predicted model, not a curated record